GUUUCCAGCCGAGCCGGGCCGGGCGGCGGCAGCGGCGGCGCAUCCCGAGGGCGGGAUGGCGAAAGUGGUGGCGGCCCUCAGGAACCACUGGAAGAAAUCCACGGUCGGCGCCUGCCUGCUGGGCUGGGGCGGGCACUGGCUCUAUGGGAGGCACUGCGAUAACCUGCUACGAAGAGCUGCAUGCCAAGAAGCCCAGGCUUUUGGCAACGAGCUGAUCCCUCCCACUAUGCCAUUGAAGAAAGCAACAGUGUUCCUCAACCCAGCAGCUUGCAAAGGCAAAGCCAGGAACCUUUUUGAAAAGAACGCGGCACCAAUUUUGCACUUAUCUGGCUUGGAUGUAACUGUGGUUAAGACUGAUUAUGAGGGACAAGCAAAAAAGCUGCUGGAAUUAAUGGAAAACACGGAUCUGAUCAUUAUUGCAGGAGGAGAUGGCACAGUACAAGAGGUCAUAACUGGACUUCUCCGCAGGGCAGAUGAGGCUGCCUUCAGUAAGAUUCCUAUAGGAUUCAUACCUCUUGGAAAAACCUGCACUCUGAGCCACACGCUGUACCCUGAGAGCACAAACCAAGUCCAACAUAUUACUAAUGCUACACUGGCCAUUUUGAAGGGAGAGACAGUUCCACUUGAUGUCUUACAGAUCAAGGGAGAAAAGGAACAGCCUGUAUUUGCAGUCUCUAGUUUGAGAUGGGGAUCUUACAGAGAUGCAGGAGUUAAAGCUAGCAAGUACUGGUACCUUGGGCCUCUGAAAACCAAAGCAGCUCACUUUUUCAGUACAAUUAAGGAGUGGCCUCAGAAACAUCAAGCUGCUCUCAUGUAUGUGGGUCCAACUGAGAGACCUCCAGAAGAGCCAGAGGAGAAACUGUCGAGACCUCCUUUGUAUGUGAGGCUUUACAGACGGCUUCGCUCAUACUGGUCACCUCCAAAAGAAUUUCCCCGGGAGCUAACCCCUGAGGACUGGGAAGAACUGAAGCUCUCCACCAUUGAGCUUUCCAUUGCAACUCGGAACAGGCAGCUUGAUCUAACACGCACUGAGGACUUCAUGGACAUUUGCAUUGAAGCAGAUACUGUCAGCAAAGGAGAGUUUGUUCACAGAGGAAGUCAAAAGAUGCGUGACCCACACACGUGUCCUGAAGGGAGUCAGUGCAUCCAAGCCAGCAGAUGCAUCUUGCAACUUCCAGAGGGCACUGAGGGAUCCUUUGGCAUUGAUAACGAGGAGUAUGAAGCUAUGCCUGUGGAGGUGAAGCUAUUACCCCGGAAACUCCGCUUCUUCUGUGAUCCCAGAAUGAGAGAGCAGAUGCUCCAUGCAGCAAUACAAUGAGAAUUCAUGUCAAAGGGGCCAGUGUUUACUAGUCUUACCAGGGUCUCUUCAAAGUGCAUGAGACCUCACUAACUUGAUUAACCCCAGCAGACUAAUAAGCCUUUUGGCUAUUUUUACGCACAAGGUACUUCCAUUGGAAGUGGAUGAUUUGACCGGUCUCAAAGGGGUUAAAAAUGCAAAUGAAAAUUCUGAGAAAUGCAUGUUAACUUGAUGGCAUCUUUUUUUCCCCCCCUCCCUCCGAGAAGUCAUCAGUGUUCCAUUUACAGCACUGCAGGCUGAGUGCUGUGUGCCAGAUGCUACUGCUGUAAUGCCAUUGUAUAUGAAAGUAAAACGAAAGCACACUUGUUCUGUGUGUUCUAAGAGUUUAGGUCUACUUUACCCAUGUAUAAAUCUGGAAAAAAAUUAUUUUGGGGGGAGUGAUGCUAAGGAAUUCUAUGAAGUGUUGGAAUUGCCACAUUAAACAGGUGGUUUGUUAUCUGCUCCAUCACAAAAUAAACUGGAGAUGGGUGAUACCAAGCUUUUGAGCAAGUUUCAAAACUCCCGAUGUGUAUCUGGAUAAGAUAUUUAUGUCAGUCUUUUUCAUCUUGCCAGAUUCAACAGCACAGAGUUCCAGUAAUAAUAUAGUAGAAAUAUAUUCAUUUGAUCAAGUUUAGGCAUAUUACACAGAAGCAAAUUGGAAAACAUCAUUGACCCAAAGCUGUAUGAGGUACGUGUGGAAAGACUCUUUUAACAAGCUGAACGAGUCUUUUUUUGUAAGUAUUCCUUUUAUUCCUGUAGUAAUAUAACACAAGUAAGGGCAUCCAAAUAAUUUUUAUUAUUCGUCGUGUCUGGUUGCUCUCCUCUAAUGUAAACAGUGCUCACCACUCCUUAUGCAAUCUAUAUCCCCUUGAGCCUCAGUACCUUAAUUAGUUUUGUUGCUUUUCUGAGCUUUUGUUUAUAGCUUUGCUUUAAUUGCUGAAAGGAAAUAUUAUUGACUUAGGCAAGGUUAUGUGUUGCCCUUCUUAUUGUAGCUUAUAAACUCACAUGAUUCUGCCUUGCUUACUGGAAGAAAAAUCAUCUUUAUUUUUCUGAUGUGAUUGUUGCUUGUCUGUAGUCCCUGUGUUACACUGUGAUGUAGUCUAAGUUCAUCUGUUGACUCCUUGCUGUAAUCAAAAUACGAACAUUAGUGAAUUGA
This is a messenger RNA of Chiroxiphia lanceolata (lance-tailed manakin), 2492 nucleotides long. RefSeq names its product acylglycerol kinase (gene AGK). The record is from RefSeq and is a predicted model, not a curated record. Bases 56 to 1318 code for a protein of 420 amino acids. Gene Ontology annotation, molecular function: acylglycerol kinase activity; ATP-dependent diacylglycerol kinase activity; ceramide kinase activity. The transcript is spliced from 15 exons. Gene Ontology annotation, biological process: protein insertion into mitochondrial inner membrane; ceramide biosynthetic process. Gene Ontology annotation, cellular component: mitochondrion; TIM22 mitochondrial import inner membrane insertion complex. Lineage: Eukaryota; Metazoa; Chordata; Aves; Passeriformes; Pipridae.